AUGGCGGAAAUGGAACGCCUGGGAAAUACACGAGAAGUCGACGUUCUAGAUCCUCCUGUUAUCACUAAGGACAUGGCAAGGAGGUGGGUCGAAUCUUAUUACAAUGUCUACCAGUUCGAGGGAUUUCGAGUUCCUCUUGACAAGAGCUUCGUCAUGUCUAUCCCUGACCUGUUGGAAAUACCUCACGUCCACCUGGACAGUACAUCGAGGAUUAUUUACUACAAUAUCCUCCUUCAAGGCAUUCUGUUAGAUUCGGAAUACCUUCCUGGAAGAGGUAAAAUCAUACAACAUCUUUACCGGAGUUGUAUGAUGUUGGUGGAUGACUGGCUAUGUCACAUCGACAACACUCUCCCGGACAUGUUUGCAGCUUUUGUCAUGCUAUCGAUGACACUCGAGGGCUGUAAUAGCGAAAUGGCUUGGAAAAUCUUCGGCUAUGCCUGUGAUAUUGCUCGGGCUCUAGGAUUUUUCUCCGUCGAUGAACAAUCGGACGGACACGAUUCACAGUCUGAGCUACACAGUGAUAGUGAAAGUGAGGUGGAGAAGAAUCGAAAGCGGUUCGAAUUUUGGCACCUUCUAAGGAUGGAUUGCCUGUUUCGUCUAUCCUUUGGUAAACCGGCCCUCAUCCCCGGUGGGUCAUGGACAGUAAACUUCCCUGAUCCUACCAUUACCGGUAUUGAUGACGCGUCUACUCGCUUUAUUCAGAUCCAUUUCCUAGCGUCGAUGCGUCUUACACUAACUCUAUUAAAAUAUUUGGACUUGGUGGACGCUGGAAUGCAUCAGGAUACGGAUGUAUAUGAUCAGGUGCUCGAUGGCCUCAUUGCAGAAGUGCAAACUAUCAUGUCAGACUGGAACGCGGAGGAACUUGUCAGCGCCGCCACUAAUCAUGUUGAUACUUGGUUCAGUGUGGACAUCCUAUUCAGUAGCUACAAGAUGCUCAUCGUCUUCACACAAUCCAAGAGAUGCAACCAGAACAGUCAGUUUCUGCCAAGGCAUACUGUAGAGGUUGCCAGGAAGUCUUUAAGAAUAUUUCAAUCUUUGAUGAAUGCGGAACUGCACGCGUACUGGGGUAUUAGUCUCAUACUACUGCAUCAAUUUGUCCCAUUCUUUAUCCUCUGCGCGGAUAUUAUCGGAUCCCAUAGAUACAACGAGCUCGAGGAUGAUUUCGUCCUAGUGUCCUGGCUUAACGACUUUGUGGACAAGGCAGCGGAGGAACGACCCGAGCUACGACCAAUCGCCGCUAUAGCAAAUGCGAUGGCCAUAGCGUGUCAACAAGUGCAAUUCCCCGCUAGCUGA
This is a messenger RNA of Aspergillus bombycis, 1293 nucleotides long. Its product is annotated as fungal specific transcription factor domain-containing protein. Gene Ontology annotation, molecular function: DNA binding; zinc ion binding. The transcript is spliced from 5 exons. Bases 1 to 1293 code for a protein of 430 amino acids. Lineage: Eukaryota; Fungi; Ascomycota; Eurotiomycetes; Eurotiales; Aspergillaceae. The record is from RefSeq and is a predicted model, not a curated record. Gene Ontology annotation, biological process: DNA-templated transcription.